Apus apus (common swift) is the source of this 9547-nucleotide messenger RNA. Its product is annotated as chromodomain-helicase-DNA-binding protein 1. Gene Ontology annotation, cellular component: nucleus; chromatin. NCBI's taxonomy places the organism in Eukaryota, Metazoa, Chordata, Aves, Apodiformes, Apodidae. Gene Ontology annotation, biological process: regulation of transcription by RNA polymerase II; nucleosome organization. Gene Ontology annotation, molecular function: histone binding; ATP hydrolysis activity; chromatin binding. The record is from RefSeq and is a predicted model, not a curated record. The transcript has 33 exons. Bases 78 to 4694 code for a protein of 1538 amino acids.
CAUCAAGCAGUGAAGAUUCUGCAGAUGACUCUUCCAGUGAAACCAAGAAGAAAAAACAUAGAGAUGAAGACUGGCAAAUGUCUGGGACAGGGUCAGUAUCAGGAACUGGUUCUGAUUCUGAAUCAGAGGAAGAUAGAGAGAAAAGCAGUUGUGAAGAUAGUGAAUCUGACUAUGAGCCAAAAAACAAGGUCAAAAGCCGGAAACCUCCAAGCAGAAUUGAACCAAAAAGCAGCAAAAAGAUUGCAGGACAGAAAAAGAGGCAGCUUGAUUCAUCGGAUGAUGAUGACCUUGACAAGAGAGGAUCUCGUCGCCAGGCAACAGUCAAUAUUAGUUACAAAGAAGCUGAAGAAACCAAGACAGAUUCUGAUGAUUUGUUGGAAGUUUGUGGAGAAGAUGUCCCGCAGCCUGAAGAAGAUGAAUUUGAAACUAUAGAGAAGUUUAUGGAUAGUCGAAUUGGCCGAAAAGGAGCCACUGGUGCUGCAACCACCAUCUAUGCAGUUGAGGCAGAUGGUGACCCAAAUACUGGGUUUGAAAAGUCAAAGGAGCUAGGAGAAGUACAGUAUCUUAUUAAGUGGAAAGGCUGGUCACACAUCCAUAAUACUUGGGAAACUGAGGAAACACUGAAGCAACAAAAUGUUAAAGGAAUGAAGAAACUGGACAACUAUAAGAAAAAGGAUCAGGAAACAAAACGCUGGCUGAAAAAUGCUUCUCCAGAAGACGUGGAAUAUUAUAACUGCCAGCAGGAACUUACAGAUGAUCUACAUAAGCAGUAUCAAAUAGUGGAAAGGAUAAUUGCUCAUUCAAAUCAAAAAUCAGCAGCUGGUUAUCCAGAUUACUAUUGCAAAUGGCAGGGUCUGCCUUACUCAGAAUGUAGCUGGGAAGAUGGUGCUCUCAUUGCCAAAAAAUUUCAGACGUGUAUUGAUGAGUAUUUUAGCAGAAAUCAAUCCAAGACCACUCCGUUUAAGGACUGCAAGAUUCUAAAACAGAGGCCAAGGUUUGUUGCGCUAAAGAAGCAACCACCUUAUAUUGGCGGACAUGAGAAUUUAGAAUUAAGAGAUUAUCAGUUAAAUGGACUGAACUGGCUUGCUCACUCAUGGUGCAAAGGGAAUAGUUGUAUUCUUGCAGAUGAAAUGGGUCUGGGUAAAACAAUACAAACAAUUUCUUUUCUGAACUACCUGUUUCAUGAACAUCAACUGUAUGGGCCUUUCUUGCUAGUCGUGCCACUUUCUACGUUGACAUCUUGGCAAAGAGAGAUUCAAACUUGGGCUCCUCAGAUGAAUGCUGUGGUUUACUUAGGAGAUAUAAUUAGCAGAAAUAUGAUAAGAACUCAUGAAUGGAUGCAUCCACAGACCAAGCGAUUAAAAUUUAAUAUACUUCUAACAACUUAUGAAAUUUUACUGAAGGAUAAGUCAUUCCUUGGUGGUCUGAAUUGGGUAUUUAUAGGAGUUGAUGAAGCUCAUCGUUUAAAAAAUGAUGAUUCCCUUCUCUACAAGACUUUAAUAGACUUUAAGUCUAAUCAUCGUCUUCUUAUUACUGGAACCCCUCUGCAAAACUCCCUCAAAGAGCUUUGGUCUUUGCUGCACUUCAUCAUGCCAGAAAAAUUUUCUUCCUGGGAAGAUUUUGAAGAGGAGCAUGGCAAAGGGAGAGAGUUUGGUUAUGCAAGUCUUCACAAGGAACUUGAACCGUUUCUACUCAGAAGAGUUAAAAAAGAUGUAGAAAAGUCUUUACCUGCUAAGGUUGAACAAAUUUUGAGGAUGGAAAUGAGUGCAUUGCAGAAGCAAUAUUACAAGUGGAUUUUAACCAGGAAUUAUAAAGCCCUGAGUAAAGGUUCAAAAGGCAGUACCUCAGGCUUUUUGAACAUAAUGAUGGAACUCAAGAAGUGUUGUAACCAUUGCUACCUCAUUAAACCACCGGCCAAUAAUGAAUUCUAUAAUAAACAGGAGGCCUUACAGCAUUUAAUACGUAGCAGUGGGAAACUAAUCCUUCUUGACAAGCUACUGAUUCGUCUACGAGAACGUGGCAACAGAGUACUAAUUUUCUCUCAGAUGGUGAGGAUGCUAGACAUCCUAGCAGAGUAUUUGAAAUAUCGUCAGUUUCCUUUUCAGAGGCUUGAUGGAUCAAUAAAAGGGGAAUUGAGGAAACAAGCCCUGGAUCAUUUUAAUGCAGAAGGAUCAGAGGACUUUUGCUUUUUGCUGUCUACCAGAGCUGGAGGAUUAGGUAUAAACUUGGCAUCUGCUGACACUGUAGUUAUAUUUGAUUCUGACUGGAAUCCACAGAAUGAUCUGCAAGCGCAGGCUAGAGCUCAUAGGAUUGGACAGAAGAAACAGGUUAAUAUUUAUCGGCUAGUCACAAAAGGAUCAGUAGAAGAAGAUAUUCUUGAAAGAGCCAAGAAAAAGAUGGUGUUAGAUCAUUUAGUAAUUCAGAGAAUGGAUACUACAGGGAAAACUGUACUACAUACAGGCUCUACUCCUUCCAGCUCAACACCUUUUAAUAAGGAAGAGUUAUCUGCAAUUUUGAAGUUUGGUGCUGAGGAGCUUUUUAAAGAACCUGAAGGGGAAGAAGAGGAGCCUCAGGAAAUGGAUAUAGAUGAAAUCCUGAAGAGGGCUGAAACUCGAGAAAAUGAGCCAGGCCCACUAACUGUAGGAGAUGAGUUGCUUUCACAGUUCAAGGUGGCUAACUUUUCCAAUAUGGAUGAAGAUGACAUUGAGCUGGAACCAGAACAAAAUUUAAGAAACUGGGAGGAAAUAAUUCCAGAAGUCCAGCGGCGACAAAUAGAAGAGGAAGAAAGACAAAAAGAGCUUGAAGAAAUAUAUAUGCUCCCAAGGAUGAGAAACUGUGCAAAACAGAUCAGCUUUAAUGGAAGUGAAGGGAAACGUAGUAGGACCAGAAGAUAUUCUGGAUCUGAUAGCGACUCCAUCUCGGAAAGAAAACGACCAAAAAAACGUGGACGACCACGAACUAUUCCUCGAGAAAAUAUUAAAGGAUUUAGCGAUGCAGAGAUUAGGCGGUUUAUCAAGAGUUACAAGAAAUUUGGUGGCCCACUUGAAAGGUUAGAUGCUAUAGCUAGAGAUGCUGAGCUAGUUGAUAAAUCUGAGAUGGACCUUAGACGUCUGGGAGAACUUGUACAUAAUGGAUGCAUUAAGGCUUUAAAGGACAAUUCCUUUGGACAAGAAAGAGCAGGAGGUAGACUUGGGAAAGUUAAAGGCCCAACAUUCCGAAUAUCAGGAGUGCAGGUGAAUGCAAAGCUGGUAAUCUCUCAUGAAGAAGAGUUGGCACCAUUGCACAAAUCCAUUCCUUCAGAUCCAGAAGAAAGGAAAAGAUAUGUCAUCCCAUGCCAUACCAAGGCAGCUCAUUUUGAUAUAGAUUGGGGUAAGGAAGAUGAUUCCAACCUGUUAAUAGGUAUCUAUGAAUAUGGCUAUGGCAGCUGGGAAAUGAUAAAAAUGGAUCCUGAUCUCAGUUUGACACAGAAGAUUUUACCUGAUGAUCCAGAUAAGAAACCCCAGGCCAAGCAGUUACAGACCCGUGCAGAUUACCUCAUUAAAUUACUGAAUAAAGACCUUGCAAGAAAAGAAGUGCAAAGACUUACUGGUGCGGGCAAUUCAAAGAGGAGGAAAACAAAAACUAAGAAGAAUAGAGCAACGAAGGCUGCAAAAAUUAAAGAAAUAGAAAUUGACUCCUCAUCACCACCCUCUGAAAAAUCUGAUGAAGAUGAUGAGGUUAAUGAGGAUGAGAUUGUUUCAGUGAAACAUCCACAUAAAAAAAUAAAAGCAGAAAAAGAAAAUGAAGAAAAGCCCAAGCCAGAUAUUGGUAUAAAGAAAGAAGCUGAAGAAAAAAGAGAGACAAAAGAAAAAGAAAAUAAGAGAGAUUUGAAAAGAGAGAAAAAAGAAAAAGAGGUUAAAAAAGAAUUUAAAAAUAUGAAAGAAAAGAGAGAAAACAAAGUAAAAGAAUGCACACAGAAAGAAGUAAAGGAAGAAAAGGUAAAUGAAAUCAAAUCUGAAAAUAAAGAAAAAAAUAAAAAAGUUUCAUUGUUGGAUAUUCCAGUUCAUAUUACUGCAACUAGUGAACCAAUUCCUAUAUCUGAAGAAUCUGAAGAACUUGAUCAGAAGACAUUCAGUGUGUGCAAAGAAAGAAUGAGGCCUGUCAAAGCAGCAUUGAAACAACUGGAUAGACCAGAGAAAGGGCUUUCUGAAAGGGAACAGCUGGAGCAUACUAGACAGUGCCUAAUCAAAAUUGGGGACCAUAUUACUGAAUGUCUAAAGGAGUACACAAAUCCUGAACAAAUUAAACAGUGGAGAAAAAACUUGUGGAUUUUUGUCUCUAAGUUUACAGAAUUUGAUGCCAGAAAGCUGCACAAGCUGUAUAAACAUGCAAUCAAAAAACGCCAAGAAUCUCAGCAACACAGUGACCAGAAUGUUAGCAGCAAUGUGAAUACGUAUGUAAUUAGAAAUCCAGAUAUUGAAAGACUGAAAGAGAAUACAAACCAUGAUGACAGUAGCAGGGACAGUUAUUCUUCUGAUAGACAUUUGUCACAAUACCAUGAUCAUCAUAAGGACAGACAUCAGGGAGAUGCUUAUAAGAAAAGUGACUCUAGGAAAAGGUCCUAUUCAGCCUUCAGCAAUGGAAAAGACCACAGAGACUGGGAACACUAUAAACAAGACAGCAGACGAUGGAAUGCAGAGGGGAAUGAAGUUUGAUGGUAGAUGUGUUCUCCAUGACUUAUGAGUUUGACUGUUAUGGGAUUCUCCUAAAUAGUAAGAUAUGCACCAUAUCCUCUGCAAGUAAGUAAUUUAUAAUUCAUUUUCCAAGCAUGCAGAUUUGAUCUUUAUUUUGUUCUUUUAUAAUGGUAAAUUGUUGAGGAGUGUGUCCAGUUCUGAAGUAUCCAUUUGACAACAAGCCUCUUCUUUCCUAUCUUAGUGUUCUCUACAAGAGAUUUUCAGAAGUAAGAAUUGUGGUGGCUCCAAGAGUACUCUGAUAAAGAUUCAGUUGAUUCAUCUACCAUGCAUAGAAUCGUAGAAUCAUUCAGGUUGGAAAAGACUCUCAAGAUAGAGUCCAACUGUUAACCUAACACUACCAAGUCUACCACUCAGUCCUGUCCCUAAGCACCAUGUCUACGCAUCUUUUAAAUGCAUCCAGGAAUGGUGACUCAACCAUUUCCCUGGGCAGCGUGUUCCAAUGCUUGACAACCCUUUUUUUCCUAAUAUCCAAUCUAAACCUCCCCUAGUGCAACUUGAGGCUGCUUCCUCUCAUCCUCUCACUUGUUACUUGGCAGAAGAGACCAAACACCUCCUCGCUACAACCUCCCUUCAGGUAAUUGUAGAGAGCGAUAAAGCCUUUUCUCCAGGCUAAACAACCUGGGGUUCAUCACCCGGUGUGCUUGGAGCCAAUCAAGCACACAGAGCUGAGAUAUUGUUUUAUUCCAGUGUUGCGCAAGUUUGGGUGCUAGGUGAUAAUUCCACAAAGCUACACUUCAACUUCUGUAAUACCAAGUAUUAGUGGAAUCAUUAUAGAUACUCUGACACCACUGGCUCUGAUCCAGAGAAUGAACCUUCUGAUAAGGAUCAGCAUACAUAGACUACAAAAGUCUGUUUUUGUUUGUUUGCUUGUUUUCCUUUUCAGAAGUAAUAAUAAAAGGAAACCAUACACAAAACAGCAACAAAACAAUCACAAAGAGUGACAAACUUGAGUAAACUGGAAAGAAAAAGGACCUUUUUGAAUGACAGAAGGACAUAAUGUCAGAUUAGCAAUUACAGGAACAAUUAUUUUCCUGCUAAAGAAACAAAACAUGCUUAUUAAAUUCAGAAACACCAUGCUAGAAUAAAGACAAACAAUGAUUGGAGGGACAGCAUUGUCAAGUGCUGGAAUAGUAACAGGAACGUUGCAUUGCUGUUUGUCAUCUGGUAUCAGAAGUAGGACUUCUUGCUGAGGCCUAGUUGCCUCCACCAUCCAGUAGGAUACUGUAAAAGAAAAGAAAAGAGAAAACUGCCUCAGCAGGGAAAGGCUGAACAUGUUACCCCAUUUUAAAAGAAGGAAAAAUCCAUUGUGAACUGAUUGUAUAUUUCGUAUGUAUUAUCACUUUGCAUAUAGUCUGGGGUAAGAAGAGUAGAAAACCAGAGGCGAAGUCCUGCAAUAGCAGUUUUUCAGUAUGCCUGUUUUUAAGGCAGUUAGUAAUCCAGAAAUAAAUGUCAGGUCCUGCUUUAUCAGACCACUGACAGGUCAUAAAACACUGAAUGAGAAGGCCUAAAGUUUGCCUGGUGUUUACAGUUGUGUUUUUUUUUCUCUCUUCAAGGGAACCUAGGUUUCUCCAGUCCCCCCUAGGAUGUUUUCAGUUUCUCUCUUUUUGUUUUUUCCUUGCUGCCUGUUCUAUUGCAGCCACUGUUUCUGCUAUGCGAGCUGCCGGCUGAUUCUGUAACAAUGUAUGGGGGAGUUCCAAGGAUAGUGCCUUUCUCCCAAGCUCAUGCUGUUGCUGUGCUGUGCAGGGAGACUCGUAUUUCUUUUGGUCUCUUAUCACACAAGUUUGCACCUGGUGUCCGAAGGAUUUUUGCGCUUCGUGUUUUAAAACUUUGUCUGGUGGUUUAGCUUGCUUGUUAGAAUCUGACCAGUCUGUAUCUCUUGCAUGAGUCACUGUAUCAUGUAAAAUUUCUGCCCGUGUAGGAAUCAGCUGUCUCUGCUGGCUGGCUUGUAACCCCUGAUUGUAAAGCCUAUCGGCUCCAAUGGUGUCUUUGCGCUUCCCUAAAUAGCUUUUUAGGUCUGCCGGAGCACCCCUGAAAAGAGGCUUUAUCGUAUCAGGGUUCACCUUGGUAGUGAUUGGGGUGUCUGUCAGCGUGAUCGUACAUUGUCUGUACACAGCCUGCUUUUGUAAUAGCAGUUAACAGACCAUCAAGUGAAUUAGUAGGUAUAAUAGUUGAUUCUCCCCUAUCCUGUGGAUCUGUUCCUCCAGCCCAACAUGCAACUCGGCUGGUAAUAGAAUGAAGACAGUUAUCAGGGGGAGGGCCAAGAUUUAGCUGGACUUCCGGAGCCCAAUUUCCACCAGCUUCAUUGUUAUCUAGCAUUACUGGUUCUCCGGAGAGACACACCCUCCAUAAAUACUGAGUUGCUGUUUCUCCCGGUGGCUACGAGUAUUUAUCCUGUAAUGUUGCCAUCUGCCGAGGAUCCCAAGGAGAACUCUUAGUUGCAGUUCUCCUUUGGCCUCUCUGCGGCCCCUCGAUACCUCAGUUUUAAUUACAGGUCUCAUUUUUAGUUCUGAUUCCUCCCCCUCUUUGGGGUCCAACAAUUCCGUUAUUACAGGGGCAGAGGCAGCGGUAGCGGCAACCGGCUGUAGAGGAGUAGCAAGAUGUAGACAUAUCAAGAGUAGCAAGUAGUAGACAUAUCAAGGACAUGGGGGUCAUCAAGAGCAGUCAACAUGGUUUUACCAAGGGGAAGUCAUGUUUGACUAACCUCAUAGCCUUCUAUGAGGAAAUUACUAGGUGGAUAGAUGAUGGUAGAGCGGUAGAUGUGGUCUAUCUUGAUUUCAGUAAAGCAUUUGACACCAUCUCCCACAGCAUCCUUGUAGAUAAGUUGAUCAAGUAUGGGUUUGAUGAUCAGGCAGUGAGGUGGAUCAAGAACUGGUUGAAAGGUAGAAGUCAGAGAGUUGUAGUCAAUGGGGCAGAAUCUAGUUGGAGGCCUGUGACUAGUGGAGUCCCCCAGGGGUCAGUACUGGGACCGGUGUUGUUCAACAUCUUCAUCAACGACCUGGAUGAGGGUACAGAAUGUACCCUCAGCAAGUUUGCUGAUGACACCAAGCUGGGAGGAGUGGCUGACACCAGAAGGCUGUGCUGCCAUUCAGAGAGACCUAGACAGGCUGGAGACUUGGGCGGGGAAAAACCUGAUGAAGUUCAACAAGGGCAAGUGUAGAGUUUUGCAUUUGGGGAAGAAAAAUGCCAUGUACCAGUACAGGUUGGGGGCUGACCUGCUGGAGAGCAGUGUAGGAGAAAGGGACCUGGGGGUCCUAGUAGACAGGAGGAUGACCAUGAGCCAGCAGUGUGCCCUUGUGGCUAAGAAGGCCAAUGGCAUCCUGGGGUGCAUUAGAAAGGGUGUGGUUAGUAGGUCAAGGGAGGUUCUCCUCCCCCUCUAUUCUGCCUUGGUGAGGCCGCAUCUGGAGUAUUGUGUCCAGUUCUGGGCCACUCAGUUCAAGAAGGACAGGGAACUGCUGGAAAGAGUCCAGCGCAGAGCUACAAAGAUGAUUAAGGGAAUGGGACAUCUCCCUUAUGAGGAAAGGCUGAGAGAGCUGGGUCUCUUUAGUUUGGAGAAAAGGAGACUGAGGGGGGACCUCAUCAAUGUUUACAAAUACGUAAAGGGUGAGUGUCAAGAAGAUGGAGUUAAGCUUUUUUCAGUGAUGACCAGUGAUAGGACAAGGAGUAAUGGAUACAAAUUGGAGCAUAGGAGGUUUAAGGUGAAUAUCAGAAAAAAAUUUUUUACUGUGAGAGUGACAGAGCACUGGAACAGGCUGCCCAGAGAGGUUCUGGAGUCUCCUUCGCUGGAGACAUUCAAAACCCGCCUGGACGCCUUCCUGUGUGAUGUACUCUAGGUGACCCUGCUCUGGCAGGGGGGUUGGACUAGAUGAUCUUUCGAGGUCCCUUCCAACCCCUAGGAUUCUAUGAUUCUAUGAUUCUAUCGGCGCCUGCGGCGGGGGCAGCAUUGACGCUUCCCGCGGCAGGAACGGUGCCUGUAACCUGAGAAGCAGCAGCUGCCGGAGGAGAGAGGGGGGCAGCGGUCCCGGUAAAAGCAGCCUCUAACCGCGUUUGCUGUAACAGCAGCGGCAUACGGCUCUUGCUGUUCGGAGAGAGGAGGGGGGUCGGGACAGACCUCAUCCUCAAAAUCUUCCUCCUCACAAUCUAAGCUUUUCCAGAUUUCACCGUCCCAUUCCUCUGGUGAUGUUAUUAAUUUUCGGACUUGUCUAAUAUCUAUAGGAUUAGGGAAUUUCAGCAUCAACAAAUCCAUAUUGUCCUCCAGUCGUUUGUACGGAUCUGAGGAAAACCAGAUGGCCUCCCUUGGUAAAAAAGGACUAACACAUAAGGAGUAAACAGGAUGGCAUUGCUUAGCAUCGAUAAGGCUUGGAAUGUAUAGAUAAGGCUUAGAAUGUAUAGAUAAGGUUUGGAUUGUGAAGGAGGGUGUUGUGUAAGAGGAUGUUCCCCCAGAAACUUGCUGAGAAAGCAAGCACGUGGUGCAGAUCCCAGAAAGGAAUGCCGAGAGGUGAAAAGUGCACAGUGAGGAAGACAUACAGCCUUCAUCCCAGAGACCCCUGCCCGCAACCACCAGAAGACACUGCGCAGGUGCAACAAGGAGGAGCUCGGGGGGGGGGGGGGGCAACUAUGAUAAUGAUUUCCGGGAACUAAUUGUAAUAACCCCUCCCUAUCCUCGGGCACCUAAUGUAUAUGCAACAACAUGGAUGAAUAUGUAUUACUUUGUGUCAUAUAAUGAGCUUGCCAACAGCUCUAGGGUGUGCACGCUUGUGGAGGAGCGAUCCCCCGUGCACCCAGCGCUGAAUAAACAUACCUUCUUUAUAACCUUA